AUGGAGUCUAUCCCGUCGUCACCUCCACCCGCACCCACCUUCACGGAGCAGUCCACCAUCCGUCCUCCUCUUCCUCGUCCGCAACCAACGGUGGUCACCUCUGAGUGGUCGUCUCUAGCCCCCUCCGAUUUAUCCUCUUUAAUUGCUAUAGAGGUGUCAAAAGCUAUUCAUGAUAUUUUGCCGUCGAUCUCAAGGAGGGAGAAAUCCCGACCUCAACAUCCGGCAACCCGUCGAGCCCUCUCGAGACCCACCUUAGAUCUGGCUAAACCUCGGCACAUCUCAACCUCAGCUCACAUCACCGUCUCAGAGAAGCCCUCCGUCACAGACCUGCCGCUUCUGCCUAAUAUCCACCGGAACAUCUCAGCCGCCGUUGACACCUCACCGGUUAGAAAUGCGGUCGACAUAUCUCCGGUUGAAAACAUAGUUCCGAUUGCGUUUGGGACCUUGUCAUCGGAAGCCCUAUGUCAGGUUACACAAAAGUCAAAACAUGGAAGCGACGAUGCAGAGAACAUUUCCCCUCAGCUGCGUUUCGAUUUGGGCCCUCAGCUCCCUCUUAAUCCGAGUGGGCCUAACAACUUCAAAACUAGCCCAUCAUCCCAUUUUGAACCCAUCACUCAAAUCCAGCCCCUUAGUCCACAUCAACGUCCAACAAACCUCUACUCUCAGGCCACAUCAACAUCCCAUCCCAGCAUCCAACCCAUCUAUCAGCCCAUCCCACAGUCCAACAUUGGUGGCACCAUCGUCGGAACUUCAGAGAACCGUUCCUUACAGUCGGAGAUUCCGCCUUUGAGGUUGCCGUCGGCCAUUCAAAACACAUCUCUGAAAAGCGGCGAAGCAAAAACCGAAAACCCUCAGCUCAUUAUUGAAGGGCCCAUUAUCCCUUUCUACCUCAACCUCAAUCUUUCAGCCCGCCUCAACUCAUAA
Molecule: messenger RNA, 924 nt
Organism: Striga asiatica
Lineage: Eukaryota; Viridiplantae; Streptophyta; Magnoliopsida; Lamiales; Orobanchaceae
Source: the annotation of a GenBank genome assembly